AAUAAAUCAUUUCGCCUUAUUUGUUCGGUUCGCGCGCGCCGGGAGUAAAGUUCGCGUGAAAGUGUGUGACAUGUCGGGACAUGCCCGUCCAUCCGUCCAUCCACACUGACGCGCGCGCACACACACACACACCGGAGACUCAGCAGCAGCGUGAGAACCCGAAAGGAGCGCGAGAAGGACGGGGAACCGGGGAGCUGAGUGAAGAUGGACUGUGCAGAAGACGAGUUUUCUCUUCAUGGUGAAUGUCGGACGUGUCCACGCUGUCCCCCUGGAUAUGAACUGAAGCAGGAGUGUGGCUAUGGAGUGGGCGGAGCCAGUGUGUGUGGUGUGUGUGAGCGACGCUGGUUUAAGGAGGACUGGGGUUCACACUCAUGCAGGAUGUGUCAGAACUGCCACCGCCUCAACAGACAGGAAAUCACAACAUGCACACACACACACAAUGCUGUUUGUGGAGACUGUCUGCCUGGGUUCUACAGUAAAAGGCGACUGGACGGACUGCAGGAUUUGGAGUGUUUGCCUUGUGGUUCUGCCCACAUCAGACACACACAGUGUGAAACUAAAGGUACCACUGUUAAAACAUGGAGUUCUGAAGCUCCACCCCUCAAUGCUGCCACGAUGAUGACUGCAUGUGUGACAGCUGCUGUCAUGGCAACCGUUUUAUUGAUUAUUAUGGUUCUAAUGUGUAGAGGAUUUAACACACUUCGGAAAACAUUUAAAGGCUGUUUAUCACCCCGCAGUCACCGUGACAUUGCAGCUGCCUCCGUUUCCGUAGCGACAGAGUACAGCAUGACCCAGGAAGCAGAAUAUGGUUGUUUGGAUGUCCCUGCCUCCUCACUUCCUGUGGAACACAGUGCCCUCUUCAGUGACAUCACUUCCUGCGGGGUCAUCACCCAGGCCACGAGGUCACACCACAGGGGGUCAGGGUGGGCGGGGCACGGCCCAGUGGAGUGCACAGAGCGAGAGAUUUUACACGGAGAGAAGAGAACACCGAUGUCUGAGGUUUUGUUUGUAACAGAAAACAUGAGCAGGUCUUUACAAGGAGAACAUCCUCAACUCUCACCGCAGGAACAUCUAGCAGGAGCCGAUGCUACAGCUAACACAGCUAAUACAGAGAACACACCUCGUACUGCUAAUAAUGCAAGUGAAAGGAGCUAAUAACGCUAACUGCAACAAUGCUAAAUCUAUAACAAUUGAUCAUGCCAACACUAGAGCAGAAUGAGUACUAGCACUAAUCCUGUUAGCUAACUUUGCUAAUAACUGUAUUAUUGAUGUGCUACUGCUAGAAGUAUGAGUUGUUAGCUGCUGAACAAAUGCAGAAUGCUAACUGUAACAUCAGACAGUCAGAGGUGAUAUUUCUGUGGCUAACUGUGACGUUUCUGGAGUGUCGUAAUGUUCAGUGUUAUCAUCAUGGUGCUAGUUAACACAGCGUUUACAUGAUAAACAGCUAGUUAGCUGCUCACAUCUGAUGUCAUGCUCAUAUUAAACACACGUUCCUUUAACAGCAUUAUUAAAGUGGCUUGUUAGUGCAUUUUCUAAUAAGCUAGCAUCAAACAAGAGUGUUGCUAAAUACGCUAAUGAUAUCAUACGUUUUUAUACUUUCUUAAUUCAUAAUCAUUUCUUUUUAAUAUAAAUGCUAAUUUUAACCUGAUGUCUGGAAUAAUGGAAUUCAUCACCUGAAGGAUGAGCAUGAAGGUUCUCCAGAUGGUUCUCCAGAUGGUUCUCCUGAGCUCUGUAGAGUUUCCACAGUGACUCUGAUGCUGAGGUGAAGUUCAUCAUCGAGCUGUUGAGGGAUUCAGACACAUGCUAAUGUUUGCCUUUAGCAUCGCUAAGCUCAGCAGCGUCACCGCGACUCUGAGAAGAUCUUUUCUAUAGAAACAUCAGAGUCUCACUUCCCUCCGUUUCCUCCAGAGUUUUGUGUGUUCAGUUGUUGUACACGCUGCACUGAGAGUUUGUAGAAGUUGAGGUAUUUUAUAUGAAGCUGUUUGUUCUACUGAACUCACUUUCAUCUGCUGCUUUUGGGUUUUUGUUGUAAUUGUGUGUAAACUUAAAAAAUGUCAAAUUUUCCAUUAUAUAAAAAUGUUUUGUAGCAAAAAUAAAAAUAGAGUUUUGUUUUGUU
Messenger RNA from Hemibagrus wyckioides, 2116 nucleotides. RefSeq names its product ectodysplasin A2 receptor (gene eda2r). The transcript is spliced from 9 exons. Gene Ontology annotation, molecular function: signaling receptor activity; protein binding. Gene Ontology annotation, cellular component: plasma membrane. Bases 205 to 1155 code for a protein of 316 amino acids. The record is from RefSeq and is a predicted model, not a curated record. Gene Ontology annotation, biological process: positive regulation of JNK cascade; positive regulation of canonical NF-kappaB signal transduction. NCBI's taxonomy places the organism in Eukaryota, Metazoa, Chordata, Actinopteri, Siluriformes, Bagridae.